Molecule: messenger RNA, 324 nt
Organism: Durusdinium trenchii
Lineage: Eukaryota; Dinophyceae; Suessiales; Symbiodiniaceae
Source: the annotation of a GenBank genome assembly
AUGCACUGCUGCUUGGAGCUGUGGGCGAUCUUGCUUUGGGCACUGCACCACGUGUUCGCUUCGACGGGGCAGCAGGUGCUGCAGCAGGAUCCGCAUAUACUUCAUGCCGAACUUCAUGGGGUAGGCUUCGAUGAGCCAUAUCAGGAUGGCAAUCCUGAGGAGGAUCAGCACCUCCAAGAAAGUGUGGAGUCUCAGGUGUCACAACAAAGGCUACGGAGCUCAAGUUGCUGCCACAAGAAAGCACCAAACGGCUUUCCGCUUCAAAGCCAUGCUGCCAUGAGACCUGGGAAGGUGCAUAUGGUCGCGGAACUUCUUCACCCUUAG